AUGGCGCCGGGUGCCGCUCCGAACGACGGCGCGCCAUGCGGACCAUGCGGAUGGACGACGUGGUCCAUCCCGGAAGAUCGUGAUCUCUUCCAUGCAGCGAUGCACAAUGACGUGCGCACAGUGAAAACCGUGCUGCAACAUGGCGUGCCCAUGCCUUCCACCGCCGACAAGCUCCUGCUCGUCUCGGCCGCACGCGAUCGGUGGAAGACCGUGGAUCUCAUGAUGGAUCAUGGCUGCGAGGUGAGUUCCUCCACGACGCGCUGUGGGGAGGGCGCGCUGCAGAUCGCCGCCUCGCGGGGCAACUGGCGCGAAGUGGUGAAGUUGCUGGAGACAGGCGUCGACCUCACGUCCGAUGCCGCCAUUGGUGCCUUCGGCCUCGCGGCCAAGACCAACCGCCCGGAGGUCCUGGAGCGUUGCCUGGCACUGGGGAUGACCUUGGACACCUGGGGCGGCCACAAGGCCUUUCUGGACGCUGCGGCCGGCGGGCACGUGGAAGUGUUGAAAGUAUUGGUGUCCCACGGUGCAUCACUGAGCUCAUGGGUGGCGCAAGAAGCCGUCCGCUGUGCCAUUGAAAAGGAGCGAAAGGAGGUGCUGCACUUUCUGGUGCAGAGUGGUUUUGACGUCACAGGAGAACUCGGAGACUUGCUGUUGGAGAACGCGGCGGCUCGCAACGACAUCUGCUUGAUGCAGCUGCUUCUCAACAAGGGCGCGGACUUCCGCUGGAUGGGCGAAGCGGCGCUGAGCUCAUCGGGUCGAUGCUCCAGCUGGGAGGCCUUGCACUUUCUGGUCUUAGCAGAAGUGCCCUUGGACUCCUGGGCAGCGAUGUCCGCGGGGAUCCUCCUGGCGCCGGCGGAGGGGGGAAAAGCCAGUCCGACCACGGCCAAAACCGAUGGAUUGGUUGAUUUGAUCUUCAUCCGACUCAUCGCGCUCCCGACGACCGGGUCCUUCAACUUCCUCGACAUGAUCAACCUCCGACCCAAGGCCUUCGAGCAACUCUGCCGCGAAGGUGCGCGCCAUCCGGGCGAAGAAGUCCCGCAGGGCGGGCUUUUGUAG
Molecule: messenger RNA, 1053 nt
Organism: Durusdinium trenchii
Lineage: Eukaryota; Dinophyceae; Suessiales; Symbiodiniaceae
Source: the annotation of a GenBank genome assembly